CAGAAAAGCAGAUUUAAGAAUGAAAAAGAGUGGAACUUGGAUCAAUUUAAUGUAGUAUACUUAUGUAGUCACAGUAGUAUUAUGUUCUUUCCAAUGUAUAAGUAAAAAGGAAACGGCUUAAGUUAAUAUCUAUUCGAGUAUAGCUAUAAGCAAGUAUAAAAAUGAAAUGGGGCAUUGGGUGAAAGUAAACUUCUCAUCUUGAUACGCCAACUAAACUGAAACUCCUAUCAGUUUCAUUUUACUCGGUAAAUCCAAAGGUGAAUUAGUUAUCAAUUGACGGUUUUUUUUUCUUAUUUUUUUACUUUCAUGACUAAAAAAGGAAGAUAAGUAAUCACUGAGGAUAGUCCAAUGAUCGUGUCUUUUUACUAUUUUAUCUCUCCCUACUCGUGUAACAUUUGUAUUCUCCAAUCCUCAUAAAAUAAAUACUUUAACUAUGCUCGUAGUAUUUUAGUUGUUUACAGGGCAAUACUACAGUAGACUGUUGAUGUUUUAUUAUUAUAACUAUUUAUAAAUGAAAGUGAUAAUACUUGAAAGAACAAAAAUGUUUAUGACUUUGUCAGUUUUUUUAUUGUUAAUUAUUAACAAAAGUUUAGCCCUAGAAAAUGGGCUUGCCAGAACACCACCCAUGGGUUGGUUGGCUUGGGAACGUUUCCGAUGUAAUACUGACUGUGAAAAUGAUCCUGAUAAUUGUAUUAGCGAUCAGCUAUUCAGAACGAUGGCAGAUUUAGUUGUUGCUGAAGGUUAUGCCAAUGUUGGAUAUGAAUACAUAAAUAUUGAUGACUGUUGGAUGGAAAAAAACCGUGCUAGUAAUGGCAAUGUUGUCCCUGAUCGAAAGAGGUUUCCAUAUGGUCUAAAAAGCCUUAGUGAUUAUAUUCACAUGAAAGGAUUGAAGUUUGGAAUUUAUGGCGACUAUGGAAAUUACACUUGUGCGGGUUAUCCAGGAAUUUUGGGUUACAUGAAAAAUGACGCUGCAGCUUUUGCUUCUUGGAAUGUUGAUUAUGUCAAACUUGAUGGAUGUUACGCAGAUCCCUCUGACAUGGAUCAAGGUUAUCCAGAGUUUGGAGUUCAUUUAAAUCAAACAGGAAGGCCUAUGAUUUACUCUUGCAGCUGGCCGGUUUAUCAAAUUUAUGCUGGCAUUAAACCUAAUUUCUCAUCUAUCAUUUCACACUGUAACCUUUGGAGAAAUUAUAACGACAUCCAAGAUUCAUGGGCAAGUUUAGAAUCAAUAAUUGACUACUAUGGUGAUAACCAAGAUGAUAUAAUAUCUCAUGCUGGCCCAGGUCACUGGAAUGAUCCCGACAUGUUAAUUGUCGGCAAUUUUGGACUUAGUUAUGAACAAAGUAAAACCCAAAUGGCAUUGUGGGCUAUUUUAGCUGCUCCACUGUUGAUGUCUGUUGACUUGAGAACUAUUCGACCAGAAUACAAGGCUAUAUUACAGAAUAAAAAAAUAAUUGCUGUCGAUCAAGAUCCUCUUGGCAUUCAAGGACGUAGAAUUUACAAACAUAAAGGCAUUGAAAUUUGGGCUAGACCAAUCACUCCUGUUCAUCAAACUUAUUAUUCCUAUGCGAUUGCAUUUUUGAACAGAAGAACAGACGGCACACCUUCGGACGUAUCAGUAACACUAAAAGAAUUGGGUCUUCAAUAUCCGAAAGGUUACAGAGUAGAAGAUUUAUAUGAAGAUGUUAAUUAUGGAAUACUAACACCAGAAACGAAGAUUAAAGUGAAAGUAAAUCCAUCAGGUGUUGUUAUCCUUCGGUGUAACGUUGAACGUGAACAAUUCUUUGCACGGAGUCAUUUAUUAUCACCAUUUUUACCUUUGAAUCCAGUUUUUAAUGUCAGAGAUAAUACAUUUGAAUAAUUAAUUGUUGAUUUUUUUUU
Messenger RNA from Cotesia glomerata, 1878 nucleotides. Its product is annotated as alpha-N-acetylgalactosaminidase. Gene Ontology annotation, cellular component: cytoplasm. Bases 512 to 1858 code for a protein of 448 amino acids. The record is from RefSeq and is a predicted model, not a curated record. The transcript is spliced from 7 exons. Gene Ontology annotation, molecular function: alpha-galactosidase activity. Gene Ontology annotation, biological process: oligosaccharide metabolic process; glycoside catabolic process; glycosylceramide catabolic process. Lineage: Eukaryota; Metazoa; Arthropoda; Insecta; Hymenoptera; Braconidae.